Messenger RNA from Lagopus leucura (white-tailed ptarmigan), 3921 nucleotides. RefSeq names its product DDHD domain containing 2 (gene DDHD2). Gene Ontology annotation, molecular function: triacylglycerol lipase activity; metal ion binding; protein binding. The record is from RefSeq and is a predicted model, not a curated record. Gene Ontology annotation, cellular component: COPII-coated ER to Golgi transport vesicle. Bases 63 to 2297 code for a protein of 744 amino acids. Lineage: Eukaryota; Metazoa; Chordata; Aves; Galliformes; Phasianidae. The transcript is spliced from 16 exons.
GCCGCGCGGUGCGGGAGCGGCGGAGGCACCCGACGUGCGUGAACGGCCAACGUCGGGGCGUCAUGUCUGCUCAGGAGCAAAAUCCGACGGUGUCCUCGCGGAUCGCUGCCGAAGCUGCGGAGUGGGACGCGGGGAAUGGGUACGAAGCGGUCGCUCCGCAUUGGUUUUACUGCAAGGUGACCGGCGGGAGGGAACGGUGGCUGCCGUUCAGCGUUCAGGACUCGGAGCGGCUGGAAGAGGCUCACGGUGCAGCACACAGCUCAACUUCUUGGCCCUCACACGAUUCAUUGUGGUCUUCAGGGAAGGAUAAAGGAGAUGUGGUGGUGCCGACGUCGGGCGGGAGGUACGAUGUGCACCUGAAGCAGAGGCAGCGCCUGGCAGUGUUCUGGGAGGAGGAGGUGUCCGAGGUGCGCCGCUGCACCUGGUUCUACAAAGGGGACAAGGACAACAAAUACGUCCCCUACUCGGAGAGCUUCAGCCAGGAACUGGAGGAAGCGUACAUGAUUGCUGUAACCUUGGACGAGUGGAAGAAGAAGUUGGAAUCCCCAAGCAGAGAAGUCAUCAUUUUGCACAACCCCAAGCUGAUGGUUCACUACCACCCUGUUGCCACCUCCGACGACUGGGGCUCAACUCCUACAGAACAAGGGCGACCAAGGACUGUGAAGAGAGGAGUGGAGAACAUCGCCGCUGAGAUCCCCAACGGAGAACCUCUGCAGAUCGACCACCUGGUUUUUGUGGUGCAUGGGAUCGGCCCGGCCUGUGACAUCCGCUUCAGGAGUAUUGUGCAGUGCGUCAACGACUUCAGGAGCGUUUCCCUAAGCAUGCUGCAAGCACACUUCAGGAAGGCACAGGAGCAGCAGCAGAUCGGCCGGGUGGAAUUCCUGCCUGUCAAUUGGCACAGCUCCCUGCACUCCACCGGUGUGGACGUGGAUCUGGAGCGAAUCACUUUGCCGAGCAUCAGCCGCCUGCGUCACUUCAUCAACGACACCAUCCUGGAUGCUUUCUUCUACAACAGCUCCACUUAUUGCCAGACCAUCCUGGACACGGUGGCCUCGGAAAUGAACCGCCUCUACCUCCUCUUCCUGCAGAGGAACCCAGACUUUAAAGGGGGGGUUUCCAUUGCAGGUCACAGCUUGGGGUCCCUCAUUUUGUUUGAUCUCCUGACGAACCAGAAGGCUGCUCCUGAGGAUGAGCACAGCAGGGAGGGAUCCAAGGUAACUUCAAGCAGCAGGGAUGCUGAGGAAGUAAAAGAAAUCCUGCAGAAGUUGGAUCUGUCUGAGUACUGCCCUGCUUUUGAGAAGGAGAAAAUAGAUGGGGAAGCGCUGCUCUUGUGCGGAGAGAAAAACCUUGAAGAAAUGGGAAUUCCCUUAGGACCACGAAUGAAGCUCCUCCAUUACAUCAGCUCCAGGAGGGAGACGCAGCCUGCAGGACCUGCCCUCACCAGGGCUCCUCUGUGUUGUGCAGGGCACCAAAGAACACAGCACUGCCAGGCAGCACAGCACCACUGCCAGCAGGGAUGGCCCAUACCCAGACAUCAGCCUGGGGCAGGUCUCUGCCAACUACCCUCAGCUGCUCUACAAGCCCGCCAUCUUCUUUGCCUUUGGGUCUCCCAUUGGGAUGUUCCUCACGGUGCGAGGGGUGAAGCGAAUCAACCCGGAUUACAGCCUGCCCACCUGCAAGGGCUUCUUCAACAUCUUCCACCCCGUAGGUAUAAGAGCUGCAGCCCUCCGGUGCGAGGCACAGCGCUCAGCCCACGCUCACUGCUCUCCCCACAGUUCGACCCGGUGGCAUACAGGAUUGAGCCCAUGAUUGUCCCAGAUCUGGAAUUUGAGCCCAUGCUGCUCCCACACCACAAAGGCAGGAAGAGGAUGCACCUCGAGCUGAAAGAAGGGCUGACACGUAUGAGCGUGGAUCUGAAGAACAACCUGCUGGGGUCCCUGCGGGUGGCCUGGCAGUCCUUCACCCGCGCCCCGCUGGCAGCUGUGGAAGGAACAAGCAGUGAGGGGGAGGCAGAGACAGAGGCGAGCGCAGAGAAGCAGCCAGAUCCAAAGCCAGAGGAGGCCCAGGCGCCAGCAAAGGAGGAUCCCUCCCUCAUUAACGUGGGGAAGCUGAACGGGGGGAAUCGCAUCGACUACGUGCUGCAGGAAAAGCCCAUUGAGAGCUUUAAUGAGUAUUUAUUUGCACUGCAAGGGCAUCUCUGCUACUGGGAGUCAGAGGACACCGUUCUGCUGGUUCUGAAGGAGAUCUACCAGACAAUAGGUGUUACACUGGACCAGCCUUUGCCAGGAAGCCAAUGACCACCCUGUGCUGUUCAGCCACUUCUUGUAAGUCACCUUAUGCCUACACUUCCAACCUUCCUCGGAGACCCCAGACGACAUAAAGGCCAUUUGAGGGAAUAAUGUUCCUUAUUUACAGAGCUGGUUGGGCUUUCCUUUGGCCUUUCAGCACACAGGGCUUCCUUCCUCUUUUAUCGUGCACAAAAGCACGUCAAGACGCAAGAUUUACUCCAGUGUUCUCCCUUUGCUUUCUUAGAUACAAUUCAAUUGAGUACUCACCAGGAAAGUUCAGAUUUCUUCUCUGCCUUCCUCUCUCCUCUGCUGCCGUGCCCCGCAUGCUGCUUCCCCAGUACUUGCUGCUGCCUGGAGAUAAAGAUGGUUUUCCUCCAUUUUGGGUAGGAAAAAAACCAAUCAACCAAAAUCCACUUCUGCAAACACACACACAGCACUUACACUGUGACUCCCUGUGGCAACACGUGCUGUCAGCCCUGAACUUGUCUGCCCAGCUUGUAGGUUAUCACAGGCUUUGCAGUACUGAUGCAGACAGCUGCUUGGGUGAGGAAAUGCGAUACAAGGGCCUGAACCCAGCUGUGGGCUUAGCAAGGAUACUCUUAGCUUGGGACCUUGAGAAAUAAAAGCCUUAAACACACAGCAUGGAGAGAGCAAUAGCAGCCUUGAGCAAAGGAGAUGCUGACUUCUCAUGGGAGAAGGAUGAGGCACUGCUCUCCUGCUGUAGCACCGGGCUGGAGUGCUGCAGCCUUUGGAAGGUGCAGAUAAGGACUGUUGCUCAUGGCCACGUGCACAGCACCCCAGGAAAGCUUUACCUCCAGAUCCAAACUGGAUUGGGGAAAGCAGCUGCUCCAGGCACUGGGCCCUGUAGGGACAGCCCUCCUCUGCUCUGCAGGAGCACACAGCAGUACUGAGUUGAAAGUGGCUACAGGGAUCUCAUGCCCGUCAGGCUCCAGCCAGUGGUUUUGUUGGCAAGUACAGCAAAUGCUGCCAGCGAAGGCAGAGCCCAGAUCUGUUGGGUCUGAGCACUGCCUCAGUGACUCCACCGAAGAGAUUCAAGCAGUCCAGCAAGCAGCACAGCCCACACCUUGCUGUUUUGUGUUAGCUCUCCUCCAAGGGCAACAGAGAGCCCCAGGUGAUCAGUUCCCUGUGACCCAAACCACUGCCAGGCUGCAGCUGGAGUCUCAGAGCGGGCAGGGGGCAAACGUUUCAGUGGCAUUAAGGUCACUGCAGCCUUUGGAAAGAGCCACCUCCCUCCUGCUGACUUCUGCCCUGCAUGGGGUAACAAGCCUUGUUUCCAUAGCAUCCAUUUGUUUGUCCUCUGUUGUAUUUCGUUAUUUGCACUAUUCAAAAGGUGUUGUUUGCAGCCUCCAACCUCCUCCCAGCCCAAAGGAACUGCAGCUGUUCAUUCACUUGACUGCAGAAGCAGACAUUCUGCUCCUCCAGAGUCUGAGUUACCGAUUGCUAAACGCCUCCUAUGGGAGUAAGAAAAGGAACAGUCUUAACAUGGGACACUCGUGACCAGCUUUUUAAGUUAUGCACUUUGUUAAAAAAAAAAAAAAAGAUUAAAUACGUUUUAAAUGUUAUUUAAUGUCUUUUCCAGUAAAAGCCAAAACAAAUAAACAGAUGACUGUGA